This is a messenger RNA of Gigantopelta aegis, 2170 nucleotides long. RefSeq names its product NAD-dependent protein deacetylase sirtuin-6-like. Gene Ontology annotation, molecular function: NAD+ binding. The record is from RefSeq and is a predicted model, not a curated record. The transcript has 7 exons. Bases 358 to 1917 code for a protein of 519 amino acids. NCBI's taxonomy places the organism in Eukaryota, Metazoa, Mollusca, Gastropoda, Neomphalida, Peltospiridae.
ACGCCUUUUUUCAUACUAUAGUUAUGGAAUGUACUACAAAUGAUUUAUUUCUGAGCCAAUUAUUUUGUAUCUUGCACACAAAAAUAGUAUCUUUUUAUUUCCAAAACAAUUUUACUUUUCUUCUUACAUCAAGCCAAACUGAAAUUAUUAACAAAAAAUACUUUUGUAGAAGGAUGGGACAGACUUUAGAUCUAUACUAAAUUUUGUAUGUGACACAUAAAUGAUAAAAGUAUUAAAACAUAUUAUCAAUUUAAACUUAUUAUAUUAUGCUUAUGCCUUUACAACCUUCGUCUCGACAUUGUUACAACCAGUGGACCACACCUGGUCAAAGAUUUAAAAGCAGAAACCACAAGCAGAAUGUCCGUAAAUUAUGCCACAGGGUUGUCUUCCUAUGACUACAAAGGAAAGUGUGGCAUGCCUGAGAAGUUUGAUUCUGAGGCCAUUUUACAGGACAAGAUUUGUGAGCUGGCCAACAUGGUACGACAGAGUCGGCAUCUCGUUGUUCACACUGGAGCAGGUAUCAGCACCUCUGUGGGAAUUCCUGACUUCCGUGGUCCAAAAGGGGUUUGGACUCUAGAAGAGAAAGGACAGCAGCCCGAGGUGAACAUCACGUUUGAGUCUGCUAUUCCUUCUCCAACUCACAUGGCUCUUGUUGAACUGGAAAGACUUGGCAUAGUGAAGUAUGUUGUCAGUCAGAAUGUUGAUGGUCUACAUCUCCGGUCUGGAUUUCCAAAAAACAGGCUCUCCGAACUCCAUGGAAAUAUGUUUGUCGACCAGUGCAACAAAUGUGGUUGCCAAUAUGUCAGAAAAACAUGUUCUCCGACCCUGGGAUUGAAGCUUACCGGUGAAUCAUGUACCCAGCGUAAAUCUCGUGGAAAUUGUAGAGGAAAGCUGACAGACACAAUUUUGGAUUGGGAGGAUUCUUUGCCAGACAAAGAUCUUGAUUUGGCAGAUGAGCAUGGAAAGAAAUCUGACCUCAGUCUUUGCCUUGGCACAUCUCUGCAGAUUGUACCCAGCGGCAAUAUACCAUUGUUGACAAAACGCAAUGGAGGGAAGUUGAUUAUCGUUAAUCUCCAGCAGACUAAACACGACAAACAAGCAUCUCUGAAAAUCCAUGGAUACGUGGACACGGUUAUGACGAAACUCUGUGAACAUCUGAACGUAAAAAUCCCCAGGUUUGAUCGACCGCAAAUUGUCUUACACUCCAUUCACACCCACAAGGAUGAGGAGAGGGUUAACAUGGUUGUUACUGAUAAAAGUCUGCUACCUGAAUGUGAUGAUGAUGAUGACAAAAUGUUGCAUUUAAAAUUUCAGAACAGUGCUAUGUCUAGAAUUGUGCAUUCACAGUCGGUGAAGAGUGAAGCGAGGACCAACAGGGUAAAGAAAGAAAAGUGUGCUAAAUUUGUGAAAGAUGAAAAUGUUUCAGAUAGUGGCAAUGACAAAAAUAUUUGUGUCAAAGAAUUUGUGAAAGGUAAAGAAAAAGAUGAAUUAAAAGCAGCAGAAUAUGACACCAGUGGACAUGAAAAGAUUGCACUUUUGAAAGAAGAUUCUAGUCUGAAGGAAGAAACUGACAUUCAGGAAAACAUGGCACAUUCCAUGAAGAAUAGUGGAACAGAUGGGCUGACAAGUCUAAAAUGUUCACCAAACCACAUAGCAGAAAACACAAGGGACACAGAAGAAUCACUUUUAAAGAGAGACCAGAAUAUUGCACCAUCCGAUGGUUUGACUCCAGUUACAGAUAAACAGUUGCAUAGACAUUCAGUGUUGGACAUCUGUAAGAGUAAAUCACAGGAUGAUGGUGUGAUACCAACACGGGAUCCACUAAGCAAUGACUUAGAUGGACUACGCCAGACAGAGUGCAGUGAGGAGAAACAUGCUGAUGGGGAACCACACAAAAAGAUAAAAAAAUUAGAAUAAACACAAACACAUGUACAUACUAGAAACAUUUGCACAAAACAAUCCUCAGAAAUUUCUUCUUUUUUUUUUUAAAUUGCAAAGAAUGAGAUGAAUUUUGCAAAUAUUUGGGAUACAUGUUACGCACAAUAUUGAUGUGAAUUUCUUUAAACAUUUUUUUUUUAAAUACCUAGUACAUGCAGAUUAGCUGUAUGCCUCUUCUAUAUAUGUAUAUUUCCAAAUAGCAUUCUUAGUGUUAAUAAACGUGUAGAGUGAC